AUCGACUUGAUCGGUUCCUAAAUAUACAACUGAUAGUUUGACGCUGCUUGUCCAGAUGUUGGCGAGGGAAGGAUCCAAAUCGAAUCUCCAUUGAAUUCCGAUGCCCGUCGAUAUAAAACAAAAUUGGGAAUCGAAAAGAAGCAUAUUUCUGAAGCAGCCGGCCAACGGACUGUUCCGAUGGUGACUCCUCCAUUCAUAAUCAAAUUCAAUUCUUUCAAUCCCAAUUCAACUACCAUUCCGAAGAAACAAUGGAGUCCCCAUUUAAGGGAGAUAUACUGAAAGGGAAAGUGGGGCUGUUGACCGGCGGUGGAUCUGGAAUCGGAUUUGAAAUCGCUGCAGAAUUGGGUAAACAUGGAGCUUCCAUCGCCAUCAUGGGUCGUCGUAAACACGUCCUUGAUUCCGCGGUUUCUGCUCUUCAAUCUCUCGGCAUUCACGCUAUUGGGGUUGAAGGAGAUGUUCGGAAUAAAGAGGACGCUGCUCGAGUUAUAGAGACAACGAUUAAGCAGUUCGGCAAGCUUGACAUCCUCGUAAAUUCGGCGGCUGGAAACUUUCUUGUCCCUUCCGAGGAUUUAUCGCCUAAUGGUUUCCGAACAGUGAUAGAUAUAGAUGCAGUUGGGACAUUCACAAUGUGUCAUGAAGCUCUCAAGUAUCUGAAGAAAGGGGGAGUAAUCAUAAACAUAAGUGCAACUUUGCAUUAUACAGCAAGUUGGUAUCAAAUCCAUGUCUCUGCUGCUAAGGCAGCUGUAGAUAGCCUUACAAGGAGCCUGGCGUUAGAAUGGGGAACUGAUUAUGGAAUCAGAGUUAACGGGAUUGCACCAGGCCCCAUUGAUGACACUGCUGGUGUUACCAAACUCUUACCUGAGGAUGUCAGGCGCCAGAAACAAGAAGCAUCUGCUUUAUACAGGAUGGGGAAGAAAUGGGAUAUCGCCAUGGCUGCUCUCUAUCUUGCAUCCAAUGCAGGUAAUUAUGUAAACGGGACAACAUUGGUGGUUGAUGGUGGAAUAUGGCUGAGCAAGCCACGAGAUUUGCCAAAAGAGGCUGUAAGACAACUUUCAAAGGUCGUAGAAAAGAGGUCUAGAGAUGCCCCUGUUGGUGUUCCAAAGAGCAAACUUUAAGGUCAAAUUCUGCAACUCCCUUUUAGUGUCACGUUCAUGUAAUUGAUUGGGUUUUUAUUAUUUGUUUUACACUUUUAGUUUCGUAUGUCUAGUCUGCCUUUGACUUGUUAUGUUCUGCGAUUUACCUUUGGGGCAAGUAGGAGUGGAACUAUGAAGGUUGAUUUAAAUAUAAUAUUAUGAUUUUGGGAUCAUAAA
Molecule: messenger RNA, 1310 nt
Organism: Lactuca sativa (garden lettuce)
Lineage: Eukaryota; Viridiplantae; Streptophyta; Magnoliopsida; Asterales; Asteraceae
Product: peroxisomal 2,4-dienoyl-CoA reductase [(3E)-enoyl-CoA-producing]
Biological process (GO): fatty acid catabolic process
Cellular component (GO): peroxisome
Molecular function (GO): 2,4-dienoyl-CoA reductase (NADPH) activity
Source: RefSeq, a predicted model, not a curated record